CAUGAGCCAAACAUAAAACAGAGUUUUAAACUCUUGAAUGUAAGCUAGGAAAUUAAGAGAAGAGAAGGAGAAAUAGAAGUGUGUACCUCUUGAAGAGAGAAAGAAAAAUGGGUGCUUCACAAUCAAUCUCUGAAAAUUCCAUUCAUGAAUUCGCAGUAAAGGAUGCCAGAGGAAAAGAUGUGAAUCUCAAUGUCUACAAGGGGAAAGUUCUUCUUGUAGUUAAUGUUGCUUCAAAAUGUGGGUUUGCGGAGGCCAAUUACACUCAGUUAACUCAGCUUUACACCAGAUACAAGGGCAGUGGUCUUGAGAUAUUGGCAUUUCCAUGCAAUCAAUUUUUGAGGAAAGAGCCAGGGACUAGCCAGGAGGCACAAGAUUUUGUCUGUACAAGAUACAAGGCUGUAUAUCCCAUUUUUGGGAAGGUACGUGUGAAUGGACCAGAUACAGCUCCUGUUUAUAAAUUCCUGAAAUCACAGAAAUCUGGAUCUUUGGGGGCUAGGAUCAAGUGGAAUUUCACUAAGUUUUUAGUCGAUGAGGAAGGUCAUGUCAUCCGCCGCUAUAGCCCAACUACCCCACCAUUGGCCAUUGAAAAUGACAUCAAGAAGGCAUUGAGGGUGGCUUGAGAGGCUCUACAACUAUUUCAGACCAUUGCUAGUGUGCUAAAGAUAUCUUGAACCAAAAAAAAAACACACUCCAUUGAUUUUUUUAGUGUUUGUUUAUAAUGCAUAUUCAUGUCUAUGGCUUUAUUUGUGUUGUUGUAUGAAAAUAUUCUUUGAUCCUUUGUAUAGUACUUGUUGUGUUGAAGAAUUGAUUCCAAGGAAAUUGUUCAAUUUAGUUUAUUGUUAACUAAAUGUCAUUGUGGGCAUGGUUGAUUGAGGAGGUUGAAUCCUUCACAAGUUGCUUGUACAACAAAAACUUGAGAAGAUAAAAAGUGAAUAUAUUUCAUUUUCUCUCGGGUCAAAUUUUAUUCUAAUAACAUUCCUUCUCCCUGAUUUUAUUUCA
Molecule: messenger RNA, 999 nt
Organism: Lotus japonicus
Lineage: Eukaryota; Viridiplantae; Streptophyta; Magnoliopsida; Fabales; Fabaceae
Product: probable glutathione peroxidase 5
Exons: 5
Coding region: 108-620 (170 amino acids)
Biological process (GO): response to oxidative stress
Molecular function (GO): glutathione peroxidase activity
Source: RefSeq, a predicted model, not a curated record